AUGUCUAACGGCGGGUACUGCCCUAUUGGUGGCAAAUGCAGCAAUCCUGAGUAUUGUGCCGAAGGCUCCAUUUUCGAGCAGUCCAAUCAAGCCGGAGUUUGCCUAAGUUGCGGAGCGGAUGUGGUGAAAAAAGGAUACUACUGCGCUAACGGCACGAGCUCGGUCUGUCCACCUGGAUAUUACUGUCCCCUGGGUGGCACGUCCGGUCCUAUUCCUUGUCCGGAGGGAUAUUUCUGUAAACAAGGCUUUGCGAAGCCUGAGUCCUGCCCUUGGUACUCCCAGUGCCCACGGGGAGCAACUAACCAGAUUCCUACUUGGGGAGCUAUAUUCAUUAUCGUGGUCAUCGGCAUUAUCGUUGCAGCGUUGAGUAUAUGGCUGUGGCUUUAUCGUCGUCAGAAGGAGAGGAAGGCCACUUCACAAGGAACAGUUCAUCAGCGGACGACGGAAAUCUAUAAUAGUGUAGUCCAGGCUCUCACUGGAGUAUAUUUGCAGUCCCAGAGGAUGCAAGGAUUUACUAAUGAUAUCAAAUACACUCCUGUGGACAUUCGGUUUGAGCAUUUAUCGAUGACUCUCAAGUGGGGAACUCGAAGGGAGAUUCUCCAUGAUGUUACGGGUGAAUUUCCAGCAGGCUCACUAACGGCAGUGAUGGGACCCUCAGGAGGCGGUAAGACGACCUUCAUGAAUGCGUUGUCCAAUCGAGCGCCAUAUGGAGAUGUGACGGGGAAGGUUUGGGUUAAUGGUUUUGAAGGAAACUUCGGAGAGUAUCCAAAACAGGUUGGCUUUGUACCACAAGAUGAUAUUAUGUUUGACCGUCUCACUGUGUAUCAAAAUCUCUAUUAUUCUGCUAUGGUCCGCUUGCCAGAAGAUAUGCCCCGUGAGAAGAAGUUGAAGAUCAUCGAGGAUGUCAUUCAAGUUUUGGAUCUCGAGCAAGUCCGACAUACCAUUGUGGGGUCGCCUGGAAGGAGGGGAAUUUCUGGUGGUCAGAAAAAGCGUGUUAAUAUUGGUAUCGAGUUGGUGGCUUAUCCUCGUGUAUUAUUCUUAGAUGAGCCGACCUCUGGUUUGGAUUCUGCUGCCAGUAUGGCCGUUACUAAGUGUUUGGCAAGAAUGAGGACUUUGGGUAUCACUGUCGUUUGUGUAAUCCACCAACCACGCUACGCUAUCUUUAAACAGUUUACCCAUUGCCUACUACUUGGCAAGGGUGGCAAGACCGUGUAUAUUGGUAAAACUAGUCAGGUUGAGGACUACUUCGUUAGUCAUGGUUUUCGCAUCCCCAGGGGAGAGAACGUCGCCGAUUGGUUCAUCGAUAUCAUCUCGGGUGCAGUUGAUCAUUAUCAACCCGAUGGCUCGGUCGAUAGGAGCUUCCAGAAGGAAGAUCUAUUUGAUUAUUGGACCAACUAUCGGGAGCAACAGAAGGCUGAGGAGUCGCAGGUCUCUCGGCCUGUACCGAGGUUUUCCCGAACGGUAUCAGUACGCUCUCUGGGCGCCACCAAUUCAGAAGAUAGUGGAGUCUUCCACACCGAGGAUGAGCUGACCAAUAAACUAUGCGAACUGUUGGAUGCUGAGCCCGAUAGUGACCUCACACCUCAGCAAAUGUAUCGCUUGGCGAGGCUGUUUGAGAUUGAGUGUGACAUGUCUGAGGCAAAGGAGCUGUACAGAGUGUUGAAGGCCGAGCAAGGGGAAGUUACUUGUGAGAGCUUCGCUAAAAUGAUACAUGGAGGCGCCUCAGAACAAGUCCAACUCGAAAGUCGGCAGGUCUUGCCUGAUCUCAGUCGGUUAAAAAACCGGCAAAUCGCCAAUGUUGGUGAACAGUUGGGUCACUUCUUAUCUCGCAACGUGGCUCUCAUUUCGCUCGGUCAAGUUUUCCUCGAUCUUUGUCUUAACUUUUUGGCUGCUGUUAUCAUUGGUACGACAGUGCAGCGAACGAAUGGAUAUGAUAUGAUGGCUAACAACAACAUGAUGGGUUUGAUGUUCUUCGCCAUCAUGAUCGGUGCUGGCUGCUUACAGGUUUACAGCUUUGAGUUCCUGGCCUUUGAGCGAGAUGCUUCCGCUGGUACUUCUGUCCUCGCCUAUUGGGCAUCGAAGACGUUAUGUCAUCUGUUUGAUACAUUCCUGUUCACUUUGAUAUUCACAGCUACUUGGUAUCUCAUCAUCCAGNNNNGUCACUGUCAGAUCCCCACUCGUGCGAUGAGAGUAUAUGAGCCCUCGAUAUCUCUCGACAUGGCACCCCACUGUGAAGCCCGCUCCUCGUCAAAAGGCGCAUAG
Molecule: messenger RNA, 2262 nt
Organism: Perkinsus marinus ATCC 50983
Lineage: Eukaryota; Perkinsozoa; Perkinsida; Perkinsidae
Product: ATP-binding cassette transporter, putative
Exons: 2
Coding region: 1-2262 (753 amino acids)
Molecular function (GO): ATP hydrolysis activity; ABC-type transporter activity; ATP binding
Source: RefSeq, a predicted model, not a curated record